Molecule: messenger RNA, 1414 nt
Organism: Brassicogethes aeneus
Lineage: Eukaryota; Metazoa; Arthropoda; Insecta; Coleoptera; Nitidulidae
Source: the annotation of a GenBank genome assembly
CAACGCUGAUCCUAGAGAAGAAGAAGACUAACCAUAAAUUUUGACGGCCGCAGACUUGAAAUAGGUUAAAUCUCUAAAAUGGCAAAUGCGGUAAUUUCCUUAUUUAAACCAAAAACCCUCAAUCUAAUUAAUAAUGCAGUGAAACUAAGUAACGUUUUACCCAUAACCGGAGUGCAGAAUGUCCGAUCACUUUACUCGAAAUCAACGCUGGGUAUUGAUGGCUUUACAAUGCAGCAGGAAAAAACCAGAAUGCAAAUGCACAAUAUUUCCGACAAAUUUAGGGAAAAAAUGAACGAAUAUUCCAAUGAGGAUUCGAAAAGCAUGAUCUUCACUGAGGAUCUUAAAAAUAUGAUUCAUUUAUCUGAGAGUGAUGAGGAUAUUCAGUUGGUGUAUAACAUGAUCAAAAAGUUUAAUGCUCAAAACAAACAAGUCCGUUUCGGCAAUUAUGUCUUUGGCCCUGUUGUCAUGAGGAUGCUGCAUUUAUAUGGGAAGCAUGAUAUGGCCUGGGAGUUGUUUAAUUCUCCUGAAAUGGAUGGAUUCUUUGACCAGGUUAUGACAUACCAAAUUUUAUUGGAUUUACUUUAUGAGAAUGGAAAAUACGAUGAAGUUCUUAAGGCGGUUGAUAUUGUUAAAAGUAGACAGUUGGAGGGGGCUAAAUACCCAAGAAAUGUUGUGGUUUUGGCGUUGGCAGCUUGCUAUAAAUUGAAUACAAAAGAGAGUUUGGAUUAUGCUGUUAAAAUGUGGCAAGAAUUAAGCGAAGUGGGUCAUUUACCUAUGAGAAGGGCUACCACUUUUGCGGCUGGCUUAGCUUUAAAUCAAGGACAACCUGCCAUAGCUUUGGAAAUUUUAGUUUCUUGCAGAAAUCAAAAUUAUACUACAAUCAGAAAUAUUAAGGUGGCUGCUUUUGCCGACUUGGGCAGAGUAGAGGAUGCAAUUCCUGUAUUAAAAAGUAUACUCUCCGAUGAUAACCCAGGAACAACCGUGCACACCUUUAACAAAGAUGUUAUAGAAAAAGUUAAAAAUGCCGUCGUACAGUUGGAUAAUCCAGAUACAUCAUUGGAAUUUAAUAGAAUUGAACAAAUGUUGCAGAAACAAGGGCACAUUGCAGACACUGUUUUGGAUGAACAAUUGUGCAGUGAAAUCCAAAGACCACCAAUGAUGAAUAACAGAGACAGAAAUCAAGGGCAAUACCAGCAAAGGUAUCAAAGAAAUACGCAAAAUAGGGGGAAAACCUUCCCCUACACGCAAAGGCCAGGUUUGAAUGAUUUGGUUUAAGUUUUUUUAAUUCGUGAAAUCUGUAAAUAAGUACUUGUAGCUUUAAAAUACUUUGUUAUUAUUUUGUAUUGUAAUAAGCGAAAAUAAAUUUAUAAUUGAAUUUUUAUUAUCUCAAUUAUAAUAAUAAACUUUUUAGAUC